AUGGGUGAGCCUUUUAAUCUUGAAAGUGCGUUUAUUGCCCUGGAAGAACUAAUUAAGAGGAUCAUCAACGACCUGGGUCCUGAACACGGAUCGCGAAUCAAUAAAACCCUAGGAAGUUUUAUCACAAGGGAUGAUCAAUUGCAGAAGAACAAAGAAGACAAAGCCGAAGAUGAAAUGGAAACCGAAAGUGAAGAAAGCUCAUCGACACACGCCAACGAUGAGGUGCAAACCAGCCAAGAUGAACCAGCCAGCGAAGAAGAGGAUACUUGUGAUUCUGCUUCUAGUUCGGAAAUUGAUGGUGAAUCUCCCCAGCCAGGGCAGAAGAGGCCUAGGAAAUCCGGAAAAGGAGCAACUGCAGCCAAAAAACUAAUAAUCACGGAUUUCUACAAGCCAUCAACAGCAACAGCUCAGCAUUCUCCGAAUAUGCAGCCAACAUCAGCCAGUCCAAACAAACCGCCAACAGCACAACAGUCACAAGCUGCAACACAGCCACCAACAGCUAAACAACCACCAACAGCAAGUACAACUGCCGCCCAGCCAACGCCUCCAAUCACCACCACCAAGACAACAGGAAUGCCACCAAUCUUCUGUUUUUCCGCUAACAUCGCGGAAAUCAGCAGAUUCUGCAAAAAUAAAAACAUCAAGGUGACAUUUAAAAACCGGAGCACAAAGACAACCAUCAUUUCAACUGGGAACCGCCAAUCUUUUGAGGACAUUAAAAACUUCCUAAAGGCGAGGAAGAUCCAAUUUAAUACCUUUACACCCCGAGAAGAUAGGAAGAACCUACUAAUGCUGAAAGGACUUCACUUCACACUUGCAGCCAUUGAAAUAGAAGAUGAACUUAGGAUCGAGGGUCUCCCAGUCAUCAAAGUCACUGAAUUCAAGUCCAAAAAGGCGCAGGGCAAAGAAUUCAACAACUUCGUCGUAGAACUAAGUAAGAGCUGUGACAUCGCCGAGGUCUACUCAAAGACAUUGAUAAUGAACCACCGGGUUCAUUGGGAGCGUCUUAGGACCAACGACAUCGUGCAAUGCCGAAACUGCCAACGUUUUGGUCACGUUGCCACAAACUGCGGCCGCCAAUAUGUUUGCGUUAAGUGCAAAGAAGACCAUGAACCAGGACAAUGUAGAAGGAAGGAAAACACCGGAUCGGAUGUAUGGUGCGCCAACUGUAAGAAGGAAGGACAUCCAGCUAGCUUCAAAGGAUGCCCGACACUGAAAGCUAAGCUUACCGAAAGGAAUAAGGUGCUGGCGCAGAAAAAGUCUCACCAGGAGUUUGCUGCUAAGUCAGCAUGUACCAUUACCCGGCCAGCAGUGAGCUAUGCAGCAAUGGCCCUAAAAGCACAAUCACCAAAGGCAGCAACACCCAAGCCAAUAGCACCAAUGAAGAACCAAACACAACAACUGCAAACCAGGACUCCAGCAAAGAGCAUCCCACCUGGAGAAGAGGACAUCAUUCAACUUGUUCUUGAAGAACAACAGCCCAGACAUCGCCCUCAUCAGCGAGACCAACGUGACACGGAAAAAUAA
This is a messenger RNA of Episyrphus balteatus (marmalade hoverfly), 1527 nucleotides long. RefSeq lists its product as uncharacterized. The coding region runs from base 1 to 1527 and encodes 508 amino acids. Lineage: Eukaryota; Metazoa; Arthropoda; Insecta; Diptera; Syrphidae. The record is from RefSeq and is a predicted model, not a curated record. The transcript has 2 exons.